Molecule: messenger RNA, 3756 nt
Organism: Closterium sp. NIES-65
Lineage: Eukaryota; Viridiplantae; Streptophyta; Zygnematophyceae; Desmidiales; Closteriaceae
Source: the annotation of a GenBank genome assembly
AUGGAGUUUCGUGGAACCCACAUCCACCAUCUCUCUGACGACGUCUUGAUCAGCAUCUUUUGGCCUUCCGAACAAUCGAAAUCGUACACAUCUGAGAGCGAUCGACUUUGGAGUUCUCUUUCGCUUAAGCCCAAGUACAUCUACAACGCUUUCCCAGAGGACUCACUAUGGCGAACAGAAUCUUCCAUGCCGAUCCUUCCAGCCUCCGCAGAUGCUGCUCAUAGCCUCCUCAUCGCCUCGAUCUGCCGGCGCUGGCGGCGUCUCGCUCAGAGCCAUGUCUCGUCGCUCUUCGUAAAGAAAUACCGCACUGUUUCUCGGCAGGAUAUCCUCAACGCCGUCGCUUGCUUUCCCAAUCUGACCCAUCUGCAUCUGUCAUAUAGAAGUGUUGAAGCUGCAGACAACACUUUCCUAGCUGACCUCGCCUCUUCGUGCCCUGGGCUGAGAGCGCUGCACGUGGGGGAGUUGAUGCUGUUUAAGGGUAACGAACGUCAUGGACGGAAGGCCGCUUGCCUGAUCGGCAAGUCUGACUUGGAUCAUCUCGCCCGUCACUGUCCUCAACUGGAGCAGCUGUCGCUGGAGUGGCUCGAGGAAUAUGUCAAUCCACCAGCUUCCCUCUUUCAGCUACCGUUGCGCACGCUCAUGUUGGGCAACAAUGCUUUCGUCUUAGAUGCACCAGGACUCAGCUCCCUUUCGUCUCUCACUGCUCUCACCAUUGAAAACAGAGUGCUUCGCUACGACCAGCUUUCCAGUCUCCGUCACCUCACCAACCUCGUCCACAUCUCCUUGCCUAGCAAUAUGUCCACCAAUUCUGAAGACCACCUGGACUUCUCCCUCGCUCAGCUACCUUGUCUCGAGUCGCUGAGAUUCGGUCUGUGGUUUACACAGUUCGACGCCGUCUUCCCUCUCGAAUUUCCACACAGGUUUCUGAAACGGCUGCAGCUUCACCAUUGCUACCACCAGGAGCGGCUUCCGGACAGCAUAGGAGACGUGCUGCCAAGCCUUGUAGAGCUCAGCAUCAGUGACUGCGAAACCUUCAGCGAUCUGACCGACGAGUUCACCUCGCUCACAUGCCUGGAGAGCUUGACCAUAUCCUCAUGCAGUGUCUACAUUCUGCCCGAGAAUUUUGGAAAUCUGCCAGCUUUGAAAACGUUGGUGCUGAACAGGCUGCCUCUUCUCAGUCUUCCUGCCUCCUUCACCAGACUCGGAUCUCUGGAGACGUUUUUCCUGCUUGGGUGCGAGGCGGUGUAUGAUCUACCUGCAGGGUUUGGUUGUCUCACAACGUUGCAAACUCUGUCUCUUGUGUGCUCCUGGUACCUGGACCUUCCAGAAGACAUUGGCGGCCUCACCAAUCUCCAGAAUUUCCGUCUCGAAAAGAAUUGCACAGAGCAGCUGCCGUCCUCAUUCACGCAGCUGGCGUCACUGACAAGGCUCGAAGUGGAUGGGUGCAGGGUGGGUGGGCUUCCAGAGGGAGUGGGGACGAUGGCAAGGCUGCAGGAGCUGUACAUUCUGGACUGCCCUGACAUUUCAGAGCUUCCAGAUUCUGUGACCAGCCUAGUCAGCCUUCGGGUGCUCAUGGUUAUUAAAUGUCCCUUUCUCUCUUCGGUUCCUAGGAGGCUGGACAGCCUUACUAGGCUGAGGCAGUUGGAGCUGAGAGGGUGCGCGCUGCUAAACGAAGCCCCUGAGGCUCUGCCACUCAGUCUCCAGGCUCUGACCUACGACAACAAUCAGCAGAUGGUGUUUCUGCCAAACAUUUCAAGGCUUACAGAGCUCAGGAAAUUGCACUUGGGCUUUGUUGGUGCAAGAUGUCUGCUAGCCAUCAGUUACCACCUCUCUGCUCUGGAGCACCUGGAGCUGGCGCUGGAAGAAGUUGCAGGGGAGUUUUUGUUUGCAUUAACAAGGCUUUCUCGCCUUCGCACCUUGACAAUUAAGGAGGUUCGCAGCUUAAAGAAGCUGGUGGAAUGUGGUGGUGCGACAUUGCUGGAGCUACGGCAGCUGAACAUCUACUCCAUGUGUGAUGAACUCACAAAUCUGCCUGCGGCCAUUACCACUCUCCACCACCUGACAUCCAUGCAAAUUCAUGCGCCCAAGUUGUUUUUUCUUCUGGACUCCAUUGGAGCAUUGUCAAGACUGCGCAAGCUGGAUUUAUCCGACUGCUCAUCCCUCAGACAUCUCCCUGACUCCCUCUCGCAGCUCUCCUGCCUUCACAACUUGACGCUCAGCAACACUCCCAUCCGCUCACUUCCUUCAGGCCUCGCUCAGCUUAGGAGACUGAGCCGGCAUGCUUUGUCUGGGGCUAUGGGGGGGUGGGAGCAGAGAAGCGGGGAAGAAAGGUGCAGAGAGGGAGGGGAGGGGAGGAGCACUCACUUCACCAACUCCCAUAAUGACCGCAAGGCUGAGAGCCAGGAGAAGGGCGUGAUGGAUUCUUUGGCUCCCGUUACUCGUGCGUUCUCCACGAUCGCGCUCCCUUUUGUUCGUCGCCCACACUUCCAACCGUCGCUCCCUUCCAUUCGCCUCCCUCCGUUCCGCUCGUCGCCCUCCCUUCCGCGCGUCGCCCUGCUCGUCUCUCUGCCUUUCGCCCGUACCCUCUCAUCCGCUCGUUGCUCCACCUUCCACGCGUCGCCCUCCCAUCCGAACGUCGCUCCCGUCACCAUCCCUUCCGCCCGUCGCCCUCCCUUCCGCCCGUCGCCCUCCCUUUCGCACGUCGCCCACCCUUCCGCCCGUCGCCCACCCUUCCGCCCGUCGCUCUCCCUUCCGCCGGUCGCCCACCCUUCCGUCCGUCGCUCUCCCUUCCGCCGGUCGCCCACCAUUCCGUCCGUCGCUCUCCCUUCCGCCCGUCGCCUUCCCUUCGUCUCGUCGCCCUUCCUCCCGCUCGUCCCCUCGCAGUCCCCUUCCUCCUCUCUCCCCGUCGCCCUCGCCAUCCCUCCCGUCUCCCUUCCCAUGGUGCACACUUGUCACCCUUCCCUGCUUUCCCCCAUCCCCUUCCCUGCUUCCCCCCAUCCCCUUCCCUACUUUCUUCCAUCCCCUUCCCUGCUUCCACCCAUCCCCUUCCCUGCUUCCCCCCAUCCCCUUCCCUUCUUCCCCCCAUCCCCUUCCCUAUUUCCCCCCAUCCCCUUCCCUGCUUCCCCCCAUCCCCUUCCCUGCUUUCCCCCAACCCUUGCCCUGCUUUCCUCCAACCCCUUUUCUGCUUCCCCCAAUCCCGUUCCCUGCUUCCCCCCAUCCCGUUCCCUGCUUCCCCCCAUCCUGUUCCCUGCUUCCCCCCAUCCCCUUCCCUCCUUCCCCCCAUCCCCUUCCCUGCUUCCCCCCAUCCCAUUCCCUCCUUCCCCCCAUCCCCUUCCCUGUUCCCCCGUAUCCCAUUCCCUGCUUCCCCCCAUUCCCUUCCCUCCUUCCCCCCAUCCCCUUCCCUGCUUUCCCCCAUCCCCUUCACUGCUUCUCCCUUUCUCCCUGUUCCCUGUCUCCGUGUUAGCCAUUUCACUGAACCUGCUUUCCCCCACCCUCUGCACUGCUUCCUCCCUACCCCUGCCCUGCUUCCCCUCAUCCUCUGCCCUCCCUUUCCUUCAUCCUCUGCCCUCCCUUCCCCUCAUCCUCUUCCCUCCCUUCCCCUCAUCCUCUGUUCUGCUUCCUUCAUCCUCGCCCACUUUAUCGCCUGUCCACUUUACCGCCUGCCCACUUUACCACCUCAAAUCCUUCCCUUCUCAUCCGCGCGCAGGUGUGGCGGAAGGUGUACGUGGCGUGGAGCAUGUUGGAGGAGCGGCUUGA